AAACAUUUUAAUUUCCGUGUAAAGCUGUUAACUGUUUAUAGUUUAUACUUGAUAGUAAAUCUCUUUGUUUACAACAUAUAUUAUUAAUUGCAUAUAACCUUUAUUUUUAAAAAGUUAUUUGAAAGGAUUUGUUAGAAAAUGACGAACAAGUUAAGUGCUAAGUUCCUUGAAAUAUUUCGGAAUUUGAAGUCAGAUGCUGUACCUCGUCCCCCAAGGCCUAAUUCAUAUCAGGAGAAUCCGGAAGAUGUACAAAAUGAAAAUGUAGAUAACACAAAUAACAUCGGAUCUGAAGAUAUUUUUAAUGAGAAUGAUUUGAAAAAGGAAAAGAAAAAGCCAAAAUAUAAAAAGUCUUUCUCUACUCCCGAACCAGAUCCUACGCCUGUAGAAGAUGAGGAUGAUAGACGAAGCAGUAAUGCAAGCAGUGUGGUUAAUACCCAGGCCACGGGCAAUGUGAUCAACAUUGUUAAUGCAAGUAAUAUUCGUUGGGGAAAUGAGUUUGUUUAUUAUUUGGGGUCUGUAAAUGGUCAGCAAGCUUCACCUAAAGCAAAAACAUAUGAAGAAAAGGUUGAAAAAACUAAUCUCAUUAAACAACUGAUGCAAGCUGAUAUUCAGCCUGAGCAUGAAUAUAUUGAUUAUAUAUCCAAGAACUUGGGUAAAAAUUGGUACAGUAUAUUUAAAAAACUGGGCUACUCAAAAGGACAAAUUGAAACAGCUGAAAUUGAUAAUGCACAAAGUGGUAUUGCUGAGGCUCGUUACAAAUUACUCCUAGACUGGGUAAGAAAUGAUGAUCAUGGAACUCUUGGAAAACUAGCUACUAUUUUGUGGGAAGAAGAUGAAAAGCAUGUUGUUAAAGAGUUAGCUGUCAUUUAUAAAAGAAACCAGGAAUGAUAAUUUUUAAAUAAUGAUCUUUAUAUGAUUAGUAUAUGUUCUAUAUAAUAAUUUUUGUGCCAAUGCUUUUAUACUUUAAAUUUGUAUAUUGAAACUAUGGUGCUACCAUACUAUUACAUUCCAAUGUUAUGGAAAUUGAAUUAUUCGGUGAUAAAAUACAUGUUCCAGGUUGUAUGACAAAUGGAAUUUUGUAAUGUAAAUUAUUAAACAGUUGAAGGGACAAACAGGCUUACAAAACUAAAUCUCUCAACGUUAAAAAUAACCAUAUCAGUUGAUGUUUGAUUAAUAACUACAAUUUGUUGUCAACUAGGAAUAAUAUUAAUAAUUAACAAAUCACUAUUACAUAGAAGGAUAUAUUUUUUUAUGAGGUUUAUAUACAUACAGGAUCCUUGAUUUGCCUGAUCAUGAAUAUUGUAAAUUUA
This is a messenger RNA of Pieris napi, 1310 nucleotides long. RefSeq names its product receptor-interacting serine/threonine-protein kinase 1-like (gene imd). The coding region runs from base 139 to 888 and encodes 249 amino acids. The record is from RefSeq and is a predicted model, not a curated record. Gene Ontology annotation, biological process: signal transduction. The transcript is spliced from 4 exons. Gene Ontology annotation, molecular function: protein binding. Lineage: Eukaryota; Metazoa; Arthropoda; Insecta; Lepidoptera; Pieridae.